Molecule: messenger RNA, 2432 nt
Organism: Leptopilina boulardi
Lineage: Eukaryota; Metazoa; Arthropoda; Insecta; Hymenoptera; Figitidae
Gene: Mettl4
Product: N(6)-adenine-specific methyltransferase METTL4
Exons: 6
Coding region: 122-1243 (373 amino acids)
Cellular component (GO): nucleus; RNA N6-methyladenosine methyltransferase complex
Molecular function (GO): methyltransferase activity; nucleic acid binding
Source: RefSeq, a predicted model, not a curated record
AACUGCAAAUUUGCAUAAGGGUUUUUUUUUCAUGCGGUGCAUGUGUUUUCCAAAAGUCGGCAUUUUCAUUUUAUUAUUUGUUUAGUUUUUGCGAUACGCUAAUAGUGCGCGUUAAUGAAAAAUGAGUAUAUUAUAUUCAACCGAAAAAGGUUGGAUUAUUUCCCAUCUUCAAUAUAUUGAUAAAUUGUACGCAAAAGUUCAAAAUAGAAACGAAAGUAAUUUUUUCUAUUCAUUGCAUUUUAAUAAAGAUUUAUUUAAUAUAAAUUCAAAAUUUUUACGAAAAAAUCAAUUAAAAAACGCGAGUGAUGAAUUGAGUGUUUCAAAAUCGAGAAAGAGAAAGAAAUUAAAUUUACUGCCUGAUGAUUUUUUGAAAGAAAUAAAACAUGUGAGAGAUAUAUUUAACAAUUUUAUGAAUACCCUGGAGGCAAAGAAGAUAUUUUCAAAAUCUGUUAAUUCGGAUAAUAAUGAAGCUGCACUUACAUUGUCUCGUCAAUUAUUUUAUACUAGUCAAAAAGUAUUAAAUAAUUCUUCUAUUGAAGGAUCAUUUAUCGAGGAAACAUCGAUAAAAAUUCUAGAAAAUGAAGAAUUUGUAAUUCCCAAAAAUUGUGAAUUUUUUUGCAACGAUGUUCGUAAUUUAAAUGAAAAAUUAUCAUUCAAUAAUCAAUUUGAUUUUAUUCUCAUGGAUCCUCCUUGGUGGAAUAAAUCUAUUCGAAGAAAGAAAGCAAAAUUUAUUGAAUCUAGCUACAAAAUGAUGUACAACAAUGAGAUGACUAAUUUACAAAUUGGAAAAUUAUUAAGUAAAAAUGGAAUUAUUGCAAUUUGGUGCACAAAUUCAGCAAGUAAUUUACGUUGUAUUUUAGAUGAAAUGUUUCCAUCAUGGGGCGUGAAAUUUUUAGCGAAAUGGUAUUGGGUAAAAAUUACCAAGUCCGGUGAUGUUGUCUGUGAUUUUAAUGAAACUCAUGGAAAACAACCAUACGAAUUAUUAAUAAUAGGAACUAGUGAAUUUAAUUCAAAGAUUGAUAUUCCUAAUGAAAAAUUAAUUGUCAGUGUACCAAGUGCAAUGCAUUCUCACAAACCUCCUCUCAAUGAAAUCAUCGCUCCAUAUUUAAUGGAAAAUCCAAAGUGUCUGGAAAUUUUUGCACGAUAUUUGCUGCCCAAUUGGACGAGUUUUGGUUAUGAAGCUUUAAAAUUUCAACAUAUCGCCUUUUUCACACGCAAUGAAGAGGAAAAUAAAAAUGUUUGAAGUUCAAGACGUAAAAUUCUUUAUUUAUAUCAAUUUGUGACUGAUAAAAUUGACGAACCUGUUGACGGAAUCCAUGUCGAUGGAGGAAAACAGAAGUUGUUUGAGACACUUUCAAUUAUAAAAUGAGACAAUCCACUUAAUGAGACUGGAAAAUCGGAUGGUUUUCAGCUUUUUAGCUUCGUCGUUGGAAACCAAUUGAUGAUGCAUCACAUCUGCACAACCGUUCUCAAAGACUUAAAGGCUGCUGAAGCUCUUCUGGCUCCCCUCCAUCCUGGUUUGACCUAAUAUCCCUAUUUAAACCUUCACCAAUCUCUAAGAACUCAGUCGGUAUUAGUCUUUAUUCAAGGACAUCUUCAGUCUCUUCUUUCAAAAAAAAAAAGAAGAAAAAAAAAAAAAAUUUCAAUGGGUGCAUUAAUUUCCAUUGACGUGUUGAUACAUUACUUAAAAUUGGAUAGUUUUCAUUUUCUUUUAUUUCAAUUUUGACACAUUAUUUAAUUUACGCAUUUGAUAAAAUUCUCGUUAAAAGAAAUUGGUAUCGAAGUAUAAGUUUCUAAUUUUGGGAAUUUAGAUGAAAAUUUAAAGAAAAAAUUUUUUUUAAUCAUUUUUUUAAAUUAUAAAAAUUUAUCAUUCAAUAGAGAAUUUUGUGAUUAUUUGUAACUUUAUAGUUAAACAUGAAAAAAAAGUUUGACAUUUUUUCUCCCUAAUAAUGUGAGACUUUCUUAAUUUCACAUGUUUUCGAAAUCGAGAUAAAUUUGCAUUUUUUUCAAACUAUAAUAUACAUACAGGGUAAUAAAUAAAGUUAUGAAAUUUUUGUAGAGACUGAUUAUGUUCUUGAAUUUUCAAAAAGUCAUCAAAUUUCGAUAUUUGCAUUAAAUCUCAAAGACUAAUAAAAAAUAGAUACCGAUUGUUUUUUUUUUUUAAAUUUAAAUAAAAGAAUUUUAUGAAUGAAUAUAAUAAUUAGAAUGAUUUAAAUUUAACUAAAUUAUACAAAUUUUAUUAUUUUUGAGCCGCAAAUAGAAAUCUUUUUCUUCAUUUGCGAGUGUAAACAAAAUUUUCUUGAGAAAAAUAUUAGUUUUAAAAGAAAAAGAGAGAAUAUUCAUAACUUCUUUUAUUAGAUUUAAAAAACAAAUUCUUAACAACAUUCUAUAUGUACAAAAUUUAAAUAAUACAUGAGCUCAAUUCAUUCGUA